Formica exsecta is the source of this 4140-nucleotide messenger RNA. RefSeq names its product fatty acid synthase-like. Gene Ontology annotation, molecular function: fatty acid synthase activity; oxidoreductase activity; 3-oxoacyl-[acyl-carrier-protein] synthase activity. Gene Ontology annotation, biological process: fatty acid biosynthetic process. The transcript has 14 exons. Lineage: Eukaryota; Metazoa; Arthropoda; Insecta; Hymenoptera; Formicidae. The record is from RefSeq and is a predicted model, not a curated record.
AUGGACUGUCAAAGAAAUAAAUUUCUCAACAUUGAUUCUGGAGAUGAAAUCGUUAUUUCUGGUAUCGCCGGUAGAUUUCCUGAAUCUGAUAACAUAAAGCAUCUUCAGGAGAAUCUGUUUAACAAGGUAAACCUUGGAUCAAAUGACAACCGACGAUGGAAUCACGUUCAUCCAGAAAUACCUCAACGCACAGGAAAAAUCAAUAAUAUGGAGAAAUUUGAUGCAGAAUAUUUUGAUAUUUCCUUCGAUGAAGUCGCCGUGAUGGAUCCUAUGGGUAGAAUGUUAUUAGAACAUACCUAUGAAGCUAUUAUCGAUGCAGGAGUAAAUCCGAAAGAUAUACGUGGGACAAAAACUGGAGUUUUUAUCGGGGCAUGUUUUUCUGAAUCUGAAGGCAAUUGGUUCUACGAAAAACUGCAGGUAUCAGGUCCUACAAUUCUUGGAUGUAGCAAGGCUAUACUGGCAAAUCGAAUAUCUAACUGGUUAGGUAUAACAGGUCCGUCUUAUCAAAUCGAUACCGCUUGCAGUUCAAGUCUCUUUGCUAUGGAGCAUGCUUAUAGAAGUAUGCGAUCGGGAGAGUGUGACGCCGCUAUCGUCGGUGGUGCAAAUCUCUGCUUACAUCCCAAUUCAUCCUUGCUAUUCGCACGACUUGGUAUUUUUGAUUCUAGGAGUUUUAUCGCUUAACGGAGAAAGCCAAUUUGUUUUGUGUUUUCCGGAAUAGGAUCGCAAUGGCCUGGCAUGGGUCAAGCGUUACUGCAAUUCCCGACAUUUUAUGAAACUGUAAAAAAGUGCGAUACUAUUUUAAGGACACGUGGAAUGCGCAUCAUUGAUGUAUUAACAAGUAAACACGAAGCAAUUUUUAGCGGUAUAUUGAACUCGUUAGUUGGCAUUACUGUAAUGCAGAUCGGAUUAAUCGAUCUUUUAAAAUCUGUAAAUAUCGUGCCAGAUUAUGUUGUCGGCCAUUCGGUCGGCGAACUCUGUUGCGGAUAUGUGACUGGUAAUUUUACAAUGGAACAAGUGCUUCUCUCCUCAUAUUAUAUAGGAUUGGCGUUGAGUGAAACAAAAAUAGUUCAUGGCGCCAUGGCGAACAUUGAUCUUAGUUAUGAAAAUGCUAAGAAUAUAUGUCCUCCGGAUAUUGAUAUAAUCUGCAAUAUGAGUCACAAUACUUGCUCUAUAAGUGGGCCAAAAGAAUCAGUAACAGCAUUUAUGACAAAGUUACAGUGUGGCGUACACCAUCGCUGGAUCGAAGGCCCGAUUGUUUCGGGUUAUCAGCACAAAGAUCUUGUUUGUAUAGUUUAUGCAUCUAUCAAUUUCAAAGAUGUAAUGUUAGCGACAGCCAAAAUUAUCAUGGAUGAAUACAUGUCACGCGGACGGCUAGAAGAAUGUCUGAUAGGUUUGGAAUAUGUCGGUAUCGAUAGUGUUGGACGUAGAAUAAUGGGAAUUUGGGAAAAUAGAUGUAUAUCAAAUAUUCGCGUAGCCGAUAGACCUUUAUGCUGGUAUAUUCCUGAUGAAUGGUCACUGGAGGACGCUGCGACAGUCCCGUGCGCUUAUGGCACAUGUUGUUACGGACUAUAUGUAAAGACAAUGAUGAAGAAAGGCGACAAGAUAUUAAUUCAUUCGGGUACUGGAGCCGUAGGUCAAGCGGCGAUUCAUCUCGCGCUUCACGAAGGCUGCGAAGUAUUCACCACCGUCGGCACUCCGGAAAAGCGAAAGUUUAUAAGAAAGACUUUUCCAUCUAUUCCAGACGAUCAUAUUGGAAAUUCGCGCGACACCAGUUUCGAGCAAAUGAUAUUCCGAAAGACUAACGGUCGCGGCGUAGAUAUCGUACUGAACUCAUUAGCUGAAGAGAAACUUCAGGCUUCUAUUCGUUGUCUCGCGAGAGGAGGACGUUUCUUGGAAAUUGGAAAAUUUGAUUUUAUGGCUAAUAAUAUAUUGGACUUGUCAGUUUUUUCGAAAGGUAUUUCAUUUUACAGCGUUAUGUUGGACAACUUAUUCUCGGCUACAGAGGAACGAAGAAUGGUAUUGAAUAAGGUCCUAGUCAAUGGCCUUAUUAGCGGCGCCAUCAAGCCAAUCAGCAGAAAAGUUUUCCAAAGAGACGAAAUUGAGUCUGCAUUUAGAUACAUGGCAGCUGGAAAGCAUAUAGGAAAAAUAGUUAUAAAAAUACAUAAAGAAGGCGAAUCCAUAAACGCACCAAUUCUGGCACUUCCGCGUUAUUAUUGUAUGGCGAACAAGACAUACAUCAUUUUCGGUGGCUUAGGUGGAUUCGGUUUAGAAUUAGCCGAUUGGUUGAUUAUUCGAGGCGCCGAGAAUCUUGUGCUUGUCUCGCGCACAGGAAUAAAGAACGGAUAUCAGCAAAUGAAGAUUGACUUGUGGAAAUCUUAUGGAGUGAGGAUAUUGAUCUUAUCGAACCUUGAUGCGUCAAACGUCAAUGAUUGCGAACGUAUAUUGAAAACAGCGGAAAAGCUAGCGCCAGUAGAUGCUAUAUUCAAUCUUGCUGUAAUAUUGAACGAUAAGAUCUGCCAGAAUCAUACUGUAGAGACAUUUCAAGAGCCAUUUAAAGCAAAAGCUUGGGCGACGAAGAACUUGGAUCGAUUGUCUAGAAAGAUAUGUCUCCAGCUUCGACAUUUUGUUGUGUUCUCUUCAGUUUCCUGCGGUAGAGGCAAUGCCGGACAGAGCAAUUACGGUAUGGCAAACUCUGUUAUGGAAAGAAUUUAUGAGAGAAGAGUGCAAGAAGGUUUACACGGACUGGCGGUUCAGUGGGGCGCAGUAGGCGAUGUCGGCCUCGUGGCCGACAUGCAAGACGACGAUAGGGAAAUGGUUAUUGGCGGAACUUUGCAACAAAAGAUAAGCUCCUGCAUCGAGAAAUUAGAAGAAUUUUUGUUACAAGAACAUCCCGUAGUGGGAAGUAUGGUUGUAGCUGAGAAGCGUUCGGACGCUUUUGGCGCAAACAAUAUUGUUGAAACCGUGGCCAAUAUUAUGGGCUUGAAGAGUUUGAAUAACGUGGCUCGCUACACAUCUUUGCCCGAGCUCGGCAUGGAUUCGAUGAUGGCUGUGGAAAUUAAACAGACUUUGGAACGGGAAUUUGAUGUUUACCUUACAACGCAGGAUAUUCGUUAUCUCAAUUUUGCCAAACUUAUAGAAAUGUUUGACGAAAAUACUUCGAACGAUAAAAGCGAUAAAAGCAACCGAGUUGAGAACGAUUUAACUGGUAUUAAACUGCUCGUUCGUUUGAUAGGUAAUGAUCAUCUGAUUCGCGAUAUCUGUAUAGAUUUACCGACAAAAAAAAACAAGUCGAGAAGCGAAAUAUUUCUAUUGCCAGGAAUGGAAGGCUGCGGAAAUAUAUUCGAUGCGCUGGUAGAACAAAUCGAAGCUCCAGCAACAUGCUUACAACAUGGAGCAUAUCAUAUCGGCACGAGCUGUACUUCAAUAAAUGAGAUUGCAGAUCGUCUUUUAAAACAUAUUUUGAGCAAAAAGAAAUUGAAUCGGGAUCUUGUAAUAGUGGGUUAUUCAAUGGGAUCAUUGAUCGCAAUUGAGUUAAUGCGAAAAUUAGAAGGGAUGGAUCUCCAAGGCCGAUUAGUGCUCAUCGAUGGCGCACCGGAGCAAAUGAAAGCUAUAGCAAAUCAAUUUCUACCUUUUACCACAAAUUUUGAACUUGAGAAUAAUGUCCUGUUAAGUAUAAUGGAUACUAUACAGCCAACACUUAGUGGAAAACUGCUUUUGGAGUUAAACAAAUGCACCAACUGGAACGAAAAAUUAGAUAUUUUUAUUACUCAUGUUCCUCCAACUUAUACAAAAUUGUCAGUUGACAAUAACAAAUCUUUGUGUACUACAAUUUACGAACGUGUGAUCGCCGUUCAUAAAUAUGAUGUAACACAGUUAUCAAAAAUUAAUUCACCUAUAGUACUUCUAAAACCUACAAUACAAGUUCUGCCUUUUUUUCAAGAGGAUUACGGUUUACAUGAGAUUACUAAAGAAAAAGUGGGAGUGUUUUAUAUCGAAGGUAAUCACAUUACAAUGAUGAACAAUGAUAAAGUCGUCGCUGUGAUUAAUGGAGAAUAUAUCGAAAGUGGCAAAAAAUCGAAACCACGUAUAACAGAUGACGAUAAAAUAACAUCUGUACAAGAUAUUCGUACCAGAUCGUAA